Molecule: messenger RNA, 4749 nt
Organism: Leishmania braziliensis MHOM/BR/75/M2904
Lineage: Eukaryota; Euglenozoa; Kinetoplastea; Trypanosomatida; Trypanosomatidae
Exons: 1
Coding region: 1-4749 (1582 amino acids)
Molecular function (GO): protein binding
Source: RefSeq, a predicted model, not a curated record
AUGUACCCGCUACAGCGUCACUCCGGAGCACCGGCACGUCUGGCCUCCUGCGCACGAGCGCCUCUCGCACCGCGAUCUCACGUCCAACCGCCACGACAGCAACUGCCUGCCCAUCGCGGUGUGGAUCUCAUCCAGUCCGCCUACGCAGUGCUCUACAAGGUGCAUGCCCACGCCACGCAACUGGUCGAGGAGGCAGAGGCGUACCUGACUAGCACCUACGGCGGGACCGUGACCGCUGCGUUCAAGGCAAAGGCACAGCUUUACAACCCCACACCACUGAAGAAAGACAGCACAGCCGCCAUGGCGGCGGAGUCGCUGCUGCAGAGAUGCCUAACGAUGCAGGCGCUUCUGGAGCUGGAGGGCAGCAACGCCGCCGUCUCACCAAGUGCAGCGAAGGACCUGGCAAGCGCGCUCUCCGUGCUCGUGGCGUGUCUUCCAGUGGACUGGCAGACCCUCGUGGUGAAGCCGGAAAAUGUGCCAGCCGGGGGCGUUAGUGCCGCUGCACUAGUCGCACCGGAGGUGUCGGCAGCAACGCCAACUCAGCAAGCGCCUACUUCUACUGCAGACGGCAGUCGCAUCGCAGUCUCCUCAACGAAGCGCGGCACCUCCACGCACGCCGUGGGCAGUCUCGUGACGAGCCCGACUGACCUUGUGCAACUGGCAUUGCUGCUGCGGCGCCGAUGGACACUUCAGCGUGACCUCAACCUCCUCGUGGUGGCGCUUCGCGAUAUCUGUGCUGUGGUCGCAGCCGGCGGGGAAGCUGCAAGCAGUGGAAAUAACUUGAGAAUGUCUGCAGCCGAGGAUGUGCCGCCGCCGUUGAUGACGGUGGCAGUGACUCUGGCCAUGCUGCAGCUGCCGCGUAUGCCCGCAAUGCUCGAGGUGCACGAGGAACGCAUGCAGGUGGGACGGCUGCCUGCCGGAGGCAUUGCAGACGCAACUUCAGCCUACCCGCACCCCUGCCCCGCCACAGUGCUGCCGGUGUGGCUCUGGCGUGCUUCAUGCGCCACUACAAGUCAGCAUAGCGAAGGUAUGAAGAUGACGGCGGUGCCUGCAACAGUGGUGGUAGCGGCGUUGGCAUCUGCGCGUCAAAUCACAAGGCAGGUGUUCAAGUGGGAGGCGCACGUGGCCCGCUACGUGACCGCUGUCCUUGCAGCCCCAUCUUCGGUAUCGCCGCAGGGGCAGCAGCCGGGCAGCGCUCGCGGCGGCGUAGGCAGCCCAGCUGAAGCGAGCGUGAUGUCAGUGCUUCACAGGUCUGACAAGGACUUCCUCUUCGAUGUACAAGUGGAUAUGAGCCUAGAGCACGGUGCCUGCAAUGAAGUACAGCUCCUGUGGCUCACCGCGGCGGCAGCUGCAUUGGGGACAGCAGCAGGUGCCUCUUGUGGCGGCGCUCUCGCCCCCGCAGGAGUCGAGAAACGAUGCAGCAAGGUGGAGCGGACGCUGCGCACGAUCUCGCCCGGCUCAGCUGUGGCGCGUGCGCUGCUGCCUGGAGUACUACUACUGCUGGGGUGCGCGGCCGCUUGCCGUCGCCAUGGCCUGGAGAACCCGGCAUCGGACGCGUCAUCGAGGGGGCUGCAGUACUGGAUGGAAGCCCACAUGCUUGGGCGGCAGGUACUGGGCAGUGCGCACCCGGUAGCUGUGGCGGUGGCUGCGUUGCUGCCCAACUCGGCCGUGGCUGCCAGUGGCGAGCGGCAGCCCUCAGCCUCUGCGCCGGCAUCGUUCACGGCAGCGCACAUGCAAGCGGUUACGCCAGCGUUGUCGAAUGGUCGCAACAGCGACAUGACGUGCCUCAGCGGCAAAGACGUCUCACUGCCGUUACACUCGCAGCUGCAGCAACAGCAGCGCAGUGCAGAGGCCGGCACACUCACCCGCCUGCCACCUCUCCCACCGGUGCCGGCCUCUGCACUGCGGCCACCGCAACACGCGCCACUGUUCGCCACCUCGGCGCCGCUGCGACUUGAGCCAGCGUCUUCGCCGCUCGCCUCCUCUCGUCCUCUGCCAGCCUUGGCGGUGUCCCACCCGUACCUGACGCGACCACCACAGUCACCGCCAUACCCGUCGUUGUCGCUGCAAUCCGCGCAGACCUCAGUGAUAACAACGGCAACGGCUUGGUCCUCGAAGGGCGACCCACCCCCUCCUCUUGGGCAUACCUUCCCGCUGCCCUACACUCCUUCCUCCACUGCGGCAGCCGUUGACGGUGCUGCCACACAGUUUUGUCGCCCAUCGCCGCGGUCAUCGCUGUCGGCGUUGAAGCCGCCUGGUGGCCGAUCGCUGCGGCACUGCCACCGGCUGCAGCGGCCGGAGGAUGCGUUCGCGUUGCGCAGUGUCGUGAAGGAUGCCACGCUGCCUGCUGGCGACAAGGAUGGCGCUGCAGCGAAGAAGAAAAACACAGCGCGGCGCCUCAAGAACAGCAAAGGUAGCCCGCAGAGCUCGACGGCAGCUUUGUUGCUCUCCGCCAUAUCCUCAAAGUCCGCUGGCGCUGCCGGAACCCUCACCUCGGCGGUCAGCUCCGACCGCAAUCCGCGUCGGCAGCUGAAGCGUGAUCGCAAGUUCUUACCGGCGCCUGGUCCGCCAGCGAGCCUGCUCAGCGCCGCCAGCACGUCAACUUUGCCGCAACCGAAAGAGCAGCCAGAAUCGAAGCAGCAGCAACAGCAAGAAGGCGUCCAAGAGUCCCAACAAGAAGAGCUCUACAAGGGUGCGCCGCUCGACCUCGAUGCCACCGCACAAGGUGUCCAGGUAAUCGAGCCAGAAGCUGAGCAACAGGACAGCAGCCGUAGUGGUGGCGCUGCCGACACGGAGGCCAUUGGUGCCUCGGCGUCGCCCAUUCCCGCCCCCGUCAUCACCACCGAUCAGCAGUGUGGCUUGGUCCUCAUGAGCAGCCACAGCAACAUCAAUAUGCAACCCAAGGGAGACGGAGACGCACCCGACCCACAUUUAGCUCAGGCCGCCGGCACAGACACAGAGAAUGCCGAAGAGGAGGAGGAGGAGGAAGAGGAGACGCUUCCAGAACGCAACGCACGCUUCCAGCGCGAGAUCAUCAGCUACUACGCCGAGCUCAACGAGCGGCGCGCGAAGGCGGCACUGAUGAUUCAGCUGGCGUGGCGCUCAAGUAAGGCACGCCAGAGCUUGCACGUCCGCCGUCAGGCCCUCUACCGAUACGUCUACACGAUCCAGAAGGCGGCCGCGCUUGCGAUCGACGGUUUUCUCUCGUGUGUGCUGGAACAACGCCGACGUGAAGCAGCUCUGUGCGCGCGCACCCUAGCCAACAAGCGUCGGCUAGACCAGGAACAGAAGGAGGUCGCCGCCGCCCAGCGGUUGACUCGUGCCAUGUGUCAGUGGCUGCAACGACAGCGCGAGCGGCACCACCUGUGCAAGGAGCUCGGCAUCACCCACGGCGCGCGGCUACGGCUGUACAUGAUCACCGCAGUCAAGGUGCAGCAGUGGUGGCGCCGUGUAGUCGUCCAGAGGGCGUACUGGCGCCGCCACAAUGUAGAGGUGGAAGAGAAGCACCGUCUCGAGGCAGAGGCGAUCCGGCAGGCGCACGCAGCGGUCACAAUACAAGCGCGACUGCGCGGCAUCCAGGCACGCAGUCGCGUGGCGCAGCUGCGCGAGACCCGCAAGGCCGAAGCGCUCGAGCUUCGUCGGUGCCGCGAUUCUGCCACGACGGUGCUGGCGCUUGUACUCCAGGAGUACGCCAAGCGUCAGGGCCGCCGCCACCGCGAGGCGUUGGCGCAGGAAGAGAACAGAGCAAAGGCGGCGCAACGCAUCACGGUGGGCUGGCGUCGCACCGUCGGACGUCGUCGCCUGGACUUAGCGGUGAAGCGCGCUCGACAGCUGCGCACGUCGGCGACGUGCAUUCAGCAAGUCUGGAGACGCUACGUCGCAGGAAGCCAGCGCCGCUAUCUCCGCCAGCUGCGCCACACAGUGCAGGAGGAGCGCCUGGAGCGCGAAGCGCGCACCUACGAGGUCAUUCGCCUUCUCCAGUGCUUCGGCCGCAGUGCGCAGGCGCAGCUGCUCGUGCGCCGUCUCAAGGCAUGUCAAGGGCGCACCUUCAUGGAAAACCUCUAUCUUAUACAAGCAGCCGGUCGCGGCGCCUUGACCAGAGCUGAGAUGAGACGGAUGCAAGUGGCGGAGCAGGCGAGACAGCGCGCCGCAGCCGCGGCCCUUGAAAUCCGGCGCCUGCGCGCAGCCUCUCUUGUGCAAGCCCUCCUACGAGCGCACGUCUCCACAGCCCUUGUGCAGCAGUGGAGGCGAACGAUCCUCGCAGAGAAGCUUGUGGUGCGCGCCACCGCAGCACGUGAGAUGCGAGAAGACACGGCUGCCACCGUACUGCAACGCGCUGUGCGCCGACAUCAAAUGCGCCAGCGCACCGCCGCUGCCGAAGCAGAGACGGCAGCCGCACUGGCAUUCCUCGGUGCGAUGGCGCACCGCCUCCAGCAAGCGUGGCGCGCGUUCGCGGCGCGGCGCGAGCGGUGCUAUCGUGCUGCCGCCGCGAACCAGUGCGCGCGCAAGCGGCUCGAGUGGGAGGAAGUGUGGCAGCUGAUUUGGCAAGAUCAGUUCACCGAGCUUGAUCUUCUGUGUGUGAUUGAGCGGCACUACAUCGAGGAGCAGCAGCACGUGGAGCGCGUCCGGCUCUACUCCUACCUGUGCAACCCGGACGAUGCCACCAACGACAAGUGCGGCGCUGAGACCUGUGGUGUCCCUAACGCAGACGCGGAUGUGUUGAAGUGGGCCGCCCUGUACGAGGAGUGA